This is a messenger RNA of Auxenochlorella protothecoides, 2592 nucleotides long. Its product is annotated as putative amino-acid permease. Gene Ontology annotation, biological process: tRNA modification; transmembrane transport. Gene Ontology annotation, cellular component: membrane. The transcript has 10 exons. Gene Ontology annotation, molecular function: RNA binding; transmembrane transporter activity. Bases 1 to 2592 code for a protein of 863 amino acids. Lineage: Eukaryota; Viridiplantae; Chlorophyta; Trebouxiophyceae; Chlorellales; Chlorellaceae. The record is from RefSeq and is a predicted model, not a curated record.
AUGGUUGAGCUGAACCUGACCACUGCUAAGAAGCGCCCCAGCGCGGUUGCCCGGCUGAGCGCCGAACCCUUGGACGACGAGGCCCGCCUCCGCCAGCUGGGAUACAAGCAGGAACUCACCCGCGAGCUCAGCCUGCUCAAGAACUUCGCGGUGUCCUUUGGCCUGCUGUCCAUGCUUACAGGCCUGGGUGGGUUCUACACCUACGGCUUCACCCAUGGCGGCCCCGUGUCUGUAAUUUGGGGCUGGCCCCUGGCGGUGACCAUGACCCUCACCGUGGCCCUGCCCAUGGCCGAGGUGUGCAGCGCCCUCCCAACGUCCGGCGGCGUCUACUUCUGGGCGGGCACCCUUGGCGGCCGGCACGGGCCUCUUUACUCCUGGAUCACCGGCUGGUUCAAUCUGCUGGGCCAGGUGGGCAUCACCGCGGGGGUGGAGUACACGGUGGUCAUGUACCUGCAGCAGGUGAUCAGCAUCAGCGAGGGGCGGUACUACGAAUUCACCCGCGCGCAGCAGUACGGGUUGUACUGUGGCUUUAUAAUCCUGCACGGCGUGGCCAACGCCAUCUCCGUCAAGCUCCUAGGCUGGCUCAGCGUGGUGUCGGUGUACUGGCACGUGCUGGGCACGCUGGGUGUGGUCAUCGGCCUGCUGGUCAUCGCGCCCGUGCACCAAAGCGCGGGGUGGGUGUUCGGCACCUUCAUCCCCAACCCCGACACGGGGGUGAACAACCCCUUCUACCUCUUCCUCCUGGGACUGCUCAUGAGCCAGUGGGCCAUGACGGGGUACGACACCUCCGCACACAUCGCGGAGGAAACCAAGAACGCCGCCAUCGCGGGGCCGGUGGGCCUCAUCAUGGCCAUUGUGGGCUCCUUCAUCUGCGGCUGGAUGUUCCUGCUCUCCCUCACCUUCUCCAUCCAGGACCCCGCCAACAUCACCAACCCAGACACCAUCUCGGGGGGCUACGCCACAUCCCAGAUCUUCAUGGACGCCUUUGCCGCGCGGUUCAACGGCAACACCAAGCCCGCCCUGGCCUUCAUGCUCAUCCUGUUCGUCGCCUCCAACUGGUGUGGCACCUUCUGCAUCACCGCCAACUCGCGCAUGCUGUACGCCUUUUCCCGCGACGACGGCAUCCCCGGCUCGCGCUGGUGGAAGCGGGUGAACCCCACCACGGGAACCCCCAUCAACUCCAUCAUCGCCAUGGGCGCCGCCGCCAUCCUGCUGGGCCUCUCGCUGCUGGGCUCCACCGUGGCCUUCUCCGCCAUGUCCUCCAUCGGCGUCAUCGGCAUGUACAUCUCCUACGCCAUCCCCCAGUUCCUGCGCCUCACCGUCGCCCGCAAGUGGUUCAAGAAGGGCCCCUUCCACCUGGGCAAGUUCUCGCUGGUCAUCGGCUGGAUCGGCGUGUUCUGGUGCGCCUUCAUCACCGUCGUGUUUGCGCUGCCCAACCAGUACCCGGUGAACUCCCAGACCCUCAACUAUGCGCCCGUGGCCGUCGGGGUCACGCUCAUCUUCUCCCUCGGCUGGUGGCUGCUCAGCGCCCGCAAGUGGUUCAAGGGGCCAGUGCGCAAUGUGGAUGUGGCCGUCAAGACGGCCUGCCUGGCAGAGGCCUAUCAGAGGGGGGAGCUGGAUGAUGCGUCGGAGCCCUUCACAAAGUCCAGCGACGAUGGGGAGCUGGAAGAGGCCCCGGGGCCUGUCACGUCCAGCUCCAAGAAGGACGGCAUCCCCCUGGGAAGCCGAGGCAUCCUGGUGUCCUGUGCUGGUGGAAAGGAGAAUAUUGCGGCCAGGGAGGCCAUCGACGUCUUCACACAGUUGUACGAAGCGGACCAUCCAGAAAGCGCGGCGGCGCCCAGCACCUCGGGCGGUGACGUGGCAGCCCUGCUGGCCGCUGAGGUGGCGGACCUGAAGGACCACCGCAAGUCCCUGUUCUACUACCACCCCACCGGCAUUCACUCCACCGUGUUUGUGGAGAUCAAGUACCCCGGCUCCCCCGGCCCCUGUGAGCUGGUCAGCCGUGCUUGCGAGGCGGCGCGCCAGUCUCGGCGCGCGGGGACCAAGCUGUGCAACCGUUUCUACCCCGUGGAGAGCACCUGCUACGCCAGCCUGGAGAAGAUCAGGGAGGCGGGGGCCACGCUGGCGCGAGAGCGCUUUCCCACGACCGGUGCUGAGGCCAAGGAGGGCAUCCAGUUUGCAGUGCAGUAUGAGCAUCGGGCGGCACCGGGGCUGGACAGGAUGGAUGUGAUCAACGCCGUGGUCAACAACAUCAAGACGCCACCACACAAGGUCAACUUGUCGGCGCCCCAGAAGACAAUCCUGAUCAAUGUGCUGAAGACCACUUGUGGCUUCGCGGUGGUGGAAGACUUCAAGCAGCUGCUCAAGUACAACAUACGGCUCCUGGCCACACCACCAGAGGAGGAGGAAGCCAAGGAGGGAGAGGGUAAGGCCAAGGCCGAGGAUGCGGAGGGAGCUGACGAGGAGCAGCCUGCUCCCGUUGAGUCGGCAGCGGAGGUCAGCGAGGAGAAGGUGGAGCAGGAGGUGGAAGCGGGCAAGGAUGAACCCGCUGCUGGUGGGUCAGAAGCGCCCGAGACAAAGGCACAUGUGUAA